Pararge aegeria (speckled wood butterfly) is the source of this 3534-nucleotide messenger RNA. RefSeq names its product sodium/calcium exchanger 3 (gene Calx). The record is from RefSeq and is a predicted model, not a curated record. Gene Ontology annotation, biological process: calcium ion import across plasma membrane; sodium ion transmembrane transport; cell communication. Bases 43 to 2685 code for a protein of 880 amino acids. Lineage: Eukaryota; Metazoa; Arthropoda; Insecta; Lepidoptera; Nymphalidae. Gene Ontology annotation, cellular component: axon; postsynapse; sarcolemma. The transcript has 8 exons. Gene Ontology annotation, molecular function: calcium:sodium antiporter activity.
GGCAGCGCCGGUCGCACUUAUGGCCCGCGCCAGGUAAAGGGCAUGCGGCCCGCGCUCGCCGCGCUCGCGGCAUGCUGCGUGGGGGCGCGCGCCGAGCUGCCCUCCGCGCGUCUCGCCACGCGCAACACCACCAUCUCCCACGUGCUCCAGUGUUCGGACGGGCUCGUGCUCCCCGCCUGGUUGCCCCUCGAAGAUGUCCCCACACUUCAAAUAGCCUUCCGCGGUCUCGUCUACUUCCUCAUACUCAUGUACCUGUUCAUCGGAGUCUCCAUCGUCUCCGACAGAUUCAUGGCCGCGAUAGAAGUAAUAACAUCCAGGGAAAAGGAGGUGCGCGUGCGACGAAACGGCAGCGACCAAAUCAUAGUCGUCCGAGUGUGGAAUGAAACCGUGGCUAACUUGACGCUGAUGGCCCUCGGAUCCAGUGCACCCGAAAUAUUGCUAUCAGUUAUCGAAAUCGCUGGGAAAAACUUCGAGGCUGGAGAGUUAGGACCAGGCACCAUUGUCGGAUCGGCUGCUUACAAUUUGUUUGUGAUUAUUGCAAUUUGUGUUGCAGUGAUACCCGACGGAGAAGUGCGAAAGAUUAAGCAUUUAAGAGUGUUUCUAGUCACCGCCACUUGGUCAGUAUUCGCGUAUGUAUGGCUCUACCUAAUUCUAGCAGUGAUAUCGCCCAGUGAAGUGGAGGUUUGGGAGGGUGCUGUCACUUUCCUGUUUUUCCCUGCCACCGUGAUGACGGCGUAUAUUGCGGAUCGGAGGCUUUUAGUUUACAAAUAUCUGAAAAAAGGCUAUCGAGUUAACGAGCGUGGUGUGAUCGUAGAAGGCGAAGGGGAUGGCUCCGUUGAAAUGGCAUUGAAACCUAACGCUGAUGAGUUUGCCUCUGAUGACGAAGAAGGUCGAGAGUUGGAAAGAUCUCGCAAAGAGUACAUAACAGUUUUGCGUGAAUUAAAAAGGCAACAUCCUGAUGAAGAUUUGGAAACAGUAGAGCGGAUGGCUCUUGAGACAUUGAUGGCUCGGGGUCCGAAGUCGCGCGCUUUUUACAGAGUAUCAGCAACGCGGAAAAUGAUUGGUGGAGGCGAUUUUUCUCGGAAAAUACACGAGCGAGCUCAGAGUGAUCUCAGUGAAGUAAAGGCGGAGUUACAGCGCCGAGAUUCAGCGUCCGUAGUCGCUGAACCCAAGGGUCCCAAUGUACGCUUCGAUCCUGACCACUAUACCGUUAUGGAGAAUUGUGGAUCGUUUGAAGUGAGAGUAGUUCGCCGUGGGAAUCUAAAUGGAGAAGUAACGGUGCAAUAUACUACCGAAGACGGGACUGCGGAGGCUGGCUCUGAUUACGUAGCAGCUCAAGGUUCUCUUACAUUCGGGAAUGGUGAGACGGAGAAGAAAUUUACCGUCCAAGUGAUUGAUGAUGAGGUGUUUGAGGAGGAUGAGCAUUUUUACGUGCGUUUGAGUUCCCCUAAAGGCGCUUGUUUGGCGUCUCCAUCUACCGCUACGAUUGUGAUUUUGGACGAUGAUCAUUCCGGAGUAUUCUCGUUCCCUCAGAGGGACUUUGAGUUGACUGAGUCGGUUGGGACUUACGAUCUCCGUGUGGUGAGGACAGCUGGUGCUCGGGGGAAGGUGCGGAUUCCUUACUGGACGGAAGACGGCACCGCGAAGGGUGGGGCUCAGUAUGAGACCGUGCAAGAUCACGUCGUUUUUGAAAACAACGAAACAGAAAAAUUCAUCCCACUUCAUAUCACAGAAGAGGACAGCUAUGAGAAGGAUGUUCUUUUCUACGUCAACCUCGGCAACCCAGAACUGCUUGGGGAUGACAAUCGUCCCGUGAUGCCUGGCUACGAAGUUGAACAUGUCCAGAAUCUGACCACGUUGCCUGAAGAUGAGGCCGUGGUGGCCAUGAUGGGGUGGCCACGCGCCGGAGAGAUCACCCGAGCCCAGCUUAGGAUUAAAGAAAGCAAGGAGUUUAAGAACACCGUAGAUAAAUUAGUGCAAAGGGCGAAUGCAUCUAUCAUAAUCGGGACGUCGUCAUGGAAGGAGCAGUUCUCAGAGGCUUUAACUGCAAACCCUGAUAACCCCGAUGAACCCCCUUCAGUGGCCGACUACGUGCUUCAUAUCGUCACACUCUUCUGGAAAAUUAUAUUUGCUUUUGUUCCACCUACAGACAUUGGUGGGGGCUACCUCUGCUUCGUAGUAUCCAUCAUCUGCAUCGGUCUAGUCACUGCUGUCAUUGGUGACGUGGCCUCACACUUUGGCUGCACCCUCGGCAUUAAGGACUCCGUCACUGCCAUCAUUUUCGUCGCCUUAGGGACGAGUAUACCUGAUACCUUUGCAAGCAAAGUAGCGGCCAUUCAAGAUAAGCACGCAGACGCAUCCGUGGGCAACGUGACCGGUUCAAACGCUGUGAACGUGUUUCUGGGCAUUGGUGUUGCGUGGACCGUCGCCGCCAUAGUCCAUUGGAGCAAAAACGAAACGUUCCACGUGGAGCCCGGCAACUUAGCCUUCAGCGUCACCAUGUUCUGUUCCGAAGCGCUCCUGGCAGUAUUAGUUCUAGUUUUACGGAGGAGAAAAUCCGUCGGCGGGGAGUUGGGAGGACCUCGUUGUGUCAAGAUCCUGACAUCUAUAUUCUUUUUCUCUCUAUGGCUCAUCUAUCUUACUAUGUCCACUCUAGAAGCUUAUGAUAUUAUUGAAGGGUUCUAAAACUUUAGAAAGUUAUUCGCAUACAUUGAUGUUUGCAUGUGUUUAUAAUCGUAGUAAUUUACAAUUGUAUUCUCUGACACAACUUUGCUUUUAUCGCGGCGUAAUUAAACAUAUUUGACAGCUAAGGUUUGUCCUAGACAUAGAAAUCCCAAUAACCACACAAUGUCCCUUUUAGCACUUUAAGUAUAGAAAACAUUUGUCGGUGACCGCCGCGCCGGCUCCCAGCGGAUGUGCUACUAAGCGUACACGCACGCGUUCGGACUAAUGCAUUACUGUUUUUCACUACGGCGGACACGUUGUUUUAACGCGUAAGAGACAAUUACAAAUGUGUUGUUGGAAUUCGAGUGCUCUGAGUCUUGUUCGCGGGGACAAGGUGACGCGUACACAACAUUUCUAGUGUCUGGUUAUUACGAUAUCUAUGGUACGAUUGUUAAAUAUGUUUUAAUAGCGAACUCGACGCCGAACGUAAUGUUGUACAGAACAUCGACCGCUGAUCGAAAUAUUAAAUUAUAUUUCGAUUAAAGAUAAAAGAACCAUCAAAAUGUAUCAAGAGGAUAAAUAUUUUAAUAGUGUUUUAGAAUAAAAUGUGUAACGUACUAAUCUAUUUACAUUGGGCGUCCAAUUAUUGUCAACAAUUUUCUCCCGCCCAUUUUGAUGUCAAGUCGUGUUUCUUGCAUAUCAACGCCAGCCGGUUUAUUCUCGUAGCUCAACACCAAUCUAAAAAUUCUUGUCACUCAACCGGGCUAAUCUAAAUGUAUUAAAACAGUUUUUUUUUCAUAAAAAAUCGGAAAUUAUACGAUACGAAUAUAACGCGUUUAUGGGUCAUGUCGAGGCUUUAACCUUGAGUAU